Molecule: messenger RNA, 565 nt
Organism: Balaenoptera ricei (Rice's whale)
Lineage: Eukaryota; Metazoa; Chordata; Mammalia; Artiodactyla; Balaenopteridae
Gene: MLN
Product: motilin
Exons: 5
Coding region: 48-401 (117 amino acids)
Cellular component (GO): extracellular region
Molecular function (GO): hormone activity; motilin receptor binding
Source: RefSeq, a predicted model, not a curated record
CCUCUGGCACAGCCCCACACCAGACCCAAGUCCAGACAGGCUCCAUAAUGCUGUCCCGCAAGGCCGUGGCCUUUCUGCUGGUGGUGCAUGCAGCCAUCAUGCUGGCUUCCCAGACGGAAGCCUACAUUCCCAUCUUCACCUACGGUGAAGUCCAGAGGAUGCAGGAAAAGGAGCGGUACGAAGGGCAGAAGAAAUCCCUGAGUGUACAGCAGAGGUCCGAGAAGGUGGGCCCUCUGGACCCCGCAGAGCCUUUGGAGGAAGAAGAAAAGGAAGUUAUCAAGCUGACUGCUCACGUGGAAAUUGGAAUGAGGAUGAACUCCAGGCAGCUGGAAAAGUACCGGGCCACCCUGGAAGGGCUGCUGCGUGAGGUGCUGCUGUCCAGCCAGAACGCAGCCAAGUGACAGGUCACCUGGGGGAGAAGCUGGACGGAACUCGGAUCCCCCCACGCCCCAUCCAGAGAGGCCCCGGGAGCCCAUCUGCGCAGCCCAUCUGCUGGGCUUGGAAGGAAAACACCCUCUCCCAAGCAAAUCCCCCUCCAGCAAAUAAAUCAUGAAAUAUACAGAAA